CACCGCUCGGCAACCACGCCAUACGCCCAAGCCCCUCAGAACACAGCCAUGAGCCAGAGCAAGCCCUCGAAAGCCUCGGUCCAGGAGCAAAUCAAGAAAUACGAUGGCUUCAUCAACGACCGGCUGCGAGUGGACCUGCAAGACACUCUCGAUCAGCGUGAUGCGCUCUAUGACAAGAUCUCGGAAUACCUGAAGCUCAAGGUUCAGAUCGAGACGAUCAAAGCACAGGGCGCACAGCAGCUUAAAACCCAAGUCGAUAUCGGAUGCGACUUUUACGUCCAAGCCAAAGUUCCAGAUGCCUCGCGGAUCUUUGUCGAUAUUGGGUACGGCUUCUAUCCCGAAUUGACGCUGGAUGAGGCCAUCGCAUUUAUCGACCGGUACGAGAAGUUCAUGCUCAGACGGGCCGACAAGCUCACCGAACAGGCCGCCCAAAUCAAGGCACACAUCAAGCUGGUGCUCGAAGCCAUUCAAGAGGUUGCCGCCGCUGCCGGAGAGCUAUCGUACAAACCCGACUUUUUUGAGCCGUAGCCGAUUCGGCGCCGUUGAUUGCUCAUCCUCUUCCCUUUGCGUCGCCGGCACCGGUCCGGCUCAAGGCUAUUCCUCAAGCAUUUUGUCAAACACAUCCACAAUACAUUGCCACUCUUGCACCGAAACCGGC
Messenger RNA from Polychytrium aggregatum, 658 nucleotides. RefSeq names its product UXT-like protein. Lineage: Eukaryota; Fungi; Chytridiomycota; Chytridiomycetes; Polychytriales. Gene Ontology annotation, molecular function: transcription corepressor activity. The transcript has 6 exons. The record is from RefSeq and is a predicted model, not a curated record. The coding region runs from base 49 to 528 and encodes 159 amino acids. Gene Ontology annotation, biological process: negative regulation of transcription by RNA polymerase II.